AUGCCAUCAGACAUCAGGAGUUUCUUCGGAAGUGGAGGGGCGAAGUCGUUGACAAAACCUGGUUUCCCCAAGAGUAACAAGGAUGGUGAUGGAGCCAAAGUGACUCCCAAGCAACGCGGCCGGCGCAAAAUCGUUUCCGACGACGACGAUGAUGAUGAAGAAGUAGUCGUCGACACCACCUUCAGGAGGCCUUCAAUUCCCAAGGCAAAGAAAUCAGCCACUGAACCAGUGGAAGAGGAGACAACCAGCUCAGCCUACUUUGCUGCCACAAAAUCGAAGCCUGCAAGGUCUACCCCGAUGCGAAACAAGACCGCAACCACGAACGGUGCAGGAAAGACCCCCACCAAAGAAAUCAAUGGCGGAACCCCAUCGACCGGCAGAAGAUCGUCCAGAAAGACUAGCAAAAAGAAUUAUGCCGAGGACGACGAGGACGAAAACUCCAAUGUUGUGUUAAAGGAUGACCUUGAGGGUAAUGAUGAUAUCUUCAGUGAUAUGAAGAGCAGGAAAGUGGAGGACGACUACGAGGAAGGGACAGACGAAAAUGAUCUGAGACCACAAAAGGAGGUCGGCAAGUCUGUCAAUGGCCACUCCAAGAGACCCCAAUCGGACGACGAUGGCGACAUCGAAAUGGUACAGAUUCCUGCGCAUAAUGGACCUGGUGACGCGAGAAGGAAGAAAACACCAGCCAAAGCAGCUUCCAAUCGCAAAAGAAAAUCCAAAGCUCUUGAAGACGAGGAUGAAGACGAUCUGGACGAAGACGAAGACGAUGAUACUCCGAAAAAGAAGCCGAGGACUGCAACGUCAGCAGCUGCCAGGAAACCCCGCACAACGGCCAAAAAGGAAGAGAGAGAGGAAAGCAAGGAGAUCCAAAACAUUCUUGACAGUAUUCCCACAGUAAGAGCUCCAACGCCACCACCGAGAGAUGAAAAGAGGAAAUUUCAAUACGGCGGAGGCAAUGCCAGCGUGGCUCCACCAGCAGAUGGCACUGCCGAUAUUCCAGUAGGCGCAGAAAACUGUCUUGCUGGAUUGACUUUCGUCUUUACGGGAGUGUUGAACACUCUGGGGCGCGAAGAGGGACAAAACCUCGUAAAACAGUAUGGCGGCAAAGUAACUGGCGCUCCGUCUAAGCGGACUAGCUAUGUUGUCAUUGGUGCUGAUGCGGGACCGAAAAAGCUCGAAACCAUCCGACAGCUAGGCAUCAAAACUAUUAAUGAGGAGGGUCUCUUUGCACUCAUCCGACAACUCCCUGCAAAUGGUGGUGACGGAAAGGCCGCCGAAGCUUAUGCAGAGAAGCAAGCGAAAGAGGAGGAGAAAAUUCGCCAACAAGCAGAAGAUGAGGAAAAGCGAGAGCGAGAGAGACAAAAAGAAGCUGCCAAAAUUGCAAAGGCGGCCGCUGCUCGAAGUGGUGCUCCCCUUCCCUCCGCCAAAUCACAGGGGCCCAAAGUGGACGACAGACUUUGGGUAGAUAAGUAUGCACCAGAUACAAUGAGCGCUGUCUGCGGAAACAAAGGUCAGGUCGAAGGGUUGCAGAGAUGGCUUCGCAACUGGCCGAAAGCCGCUAAAUCAGACUUCAAGAAGGCGGGUGCUGAUGGCAAAGGCGUCUUUCGCGCGGCUUUGCUCCAUGGUCCCCCUGGUGUUGGCAAAACUACAGCUGCCCACCUUGUUGCCAAGCUUGAGGGCUACGAUGUUGUUGAAAGCAAUGCAAGCGAGACUCGGAACAAGAAGCUACUUGAAACCGGCUUGACUGGUGUUCUGGAUACUACGUCUAUCCUCGGUUAUUUCGCAGGUAAUGGCAAGAAAGUCGAAUCAUCCAAACGAAAGCUCCUCCUGAUCAUGGACGAGGUCGAUGGUAUGUCGGCUGGAGAUCGAGGUGGCGUGGGUGCUUUGGCUUCUAUCGUCAAAAAGACUAACGUCCCCAUGAUCUUGAUUUGCAACGAGCGGAAUCAGCCAAAGAUGAGACCACUCAACAAUGUGACAGCAGAGUUCCAAUUCCGAAGACCAACCACAGAUAUGAUUCGAGGUCGCAUUGCCACGAUUCUGUUUCGCGAAGGCAUGAAACUACCGAUGCCAAUUAUCAAUGCCUUGAUCGAGGGAUGCAACGGUGACAUUCGCCAAAUCAUCAAUAUGAUUUCGACCAUUAAACUUGACAACAAGGAUCUCGAUUUCAGCGACACCAAGGCCAUGUCCAAGGCGUGGGAGAAACAUGUGAUUCUGAAGCCAUGGGAUAUUGUGAACAAGAUCCUUCGACCGCAGAUGUUUGCUGUCAGUUCCAUUGCGACCUUGAAUGACAAGACGGAAUUGUACUUCAAUGAUCAUGAGAUGAGCUACCUAAUGCUCCAGGAGAACUACCUCAAAACAAAUCCUGCCCUUGCGACUUCUUAUAGCGGCAAAGAAAGAGAGAUGAAAUUAUUGGAGCUCGCAGACAACGCAGCUGCCAGCAUUUCCGACGGUGACCUUGUGGAUCGGAUGAUUCACGGCUCCCAGCAGCAAUGGAGUUUGAUGCCAGUACACGGCAUUUUCAGCUUUGUUCGACCAGCUAGCUACGUCUAUGGAAUGCUUGGGGGACAUGCGACAUUCCCUUCUUGGUUCGGGCAGAAUAGCAAGCAGAUGAAACUCUCUCGCUUCGUAAAGGAGAUCCAGGGACAUAUGCGGCUUCGUACCUCGGCUGACCGUCAUGAGAUUCGCCAGCAGUAUCUCCCGGCGCUAUGGAGCGAAACAAUCGGCGUGCUCAAGAAUAAGGGCAAGGACGCUGUGCAAGAUGUCAUUGACUUUAUGGAUUCUUACUAUCUGACUAAAGAAGAUUUCGAUUCGGUGUUGGAAUUGGGAGUUGGAGAGUACGACAUGGAGAAUAUCAAGAUCGACACUGCGACCAAGGCAUCAUUCACCAGGCUAUACAACAGCCAGAGCCAUCCCAUGCCAUUUGUCAAGGCAAGCCAUGUCCUGGGUGUGGCGAAAGGCGGAGCCAAGAGGGAAAAGCCGGACUUAGAAGAGGCGGUGGAUGAAUCCGAAGCAGAAGAACUAUUGGCUGAAGCUGAGGCCGGCGAUGAGGAAGAGGACGACUCGGACCUGAAGAAAGACAAAUAUAUCCAGGCACCAAAGAAAAAGGCUGCAGGUACUUCUGCUGCUGGCGGUGCGAGUUCGAAGGGCAAAGGGAAGAGAAAGAAGGCCGACGAGGCUGGUGAUGUUGAUGCCGAGAGCGAAGAGGAACCGAAGAAAAAGCGAGGAGGUGGUGGCGGAGCCCGGGGUGGCAGGAAAGGGAAAGGAAGAGCGUGA
Cladophialophora psammophila CBS 110553 is the source of this 3273-nucleotide messenger RNA. RefSeq names its product replication factor C subunit 1. The record is from RefSeq and is a predicted model, not a curated record. Gene Ontology annotation, biological process: DNA replication; DNA repair. Bases 1 to 3273 code for a protein of 1090 amino acids. NCBI's taxonomy places the organism in Eukaryota, Fungi, Ascomycota, Eurotiomycetes, Chaetothyriales, Herpotrichiellaceae. Gene Ontology annotation, cellular component: nucleus; DNA replication factor C complex. Gene Ontology annotation, molecular function: DNA clamp loader activity; ATP hydrolysis activity; ATP binding. The transcript has 3 exons.